Messenger RNA from Entelurus aequoreus (snake pipefish), 8702 nucleotides. It is a transcript of the gene kif1aa, whose product is annotated as kinesin family member 1Aa. Gene Ontology annotation, molecular function: ATP binding; microtubule binding; microtubule motor activity. Gene Ontology annotation, biological process: microtubule-based movement. Bases 303 to 5636 code for a protein of 1777 amino acids. The transcript is spliced from 50 exons. Lineage: Eukaryota; Metazoa; Chordata; Actinopteri; Syngnathiformes; Syngnathidae. The record is from RefSeq and is a predicted model, not a curated record.
UCCCUCCGUGUAAGGACGAGGAGGAGACGAACACAACCAUUUUGGACGCCAGAGGACAACCCAGCCAGCCAGCCAGCCAGCCAGCCGGCCAGCCAGCGACAUCACCCCGCACUGGCACCUUCGCUUUCCGGGAACACCGAGCUCACCGAGCCCCUUCCUCCAUGGAGGCCGGAGGCUGCUAGCACACGCCCGGGGAGGACGAGGAGGAGGCGGGUAUCGAAUUAACGACGACGGCGCGCACUCGCUGCUAGCAUCACAGCUCUACAAACAAGCGGCGACUAGAGAGCGGGCACCCCGAGGCCAUGGCGACGGCUUCUGUGAAGGUGGCGGUCCGAGUCCGCCCGUUCAACUCCAGGGAGAUAGGAAAAGAGAGCAAAUGCAUCAUUCAGAUGUCUGGAAACACCACCACCAUCAUCAACCCCAAACAGGCCAGAGACAACAAGAGCUUCAACUUUGAUUACUCCUACUGGUCCCACACCACGCCGGAGGAUGCCAACUUCGCGUCCCAGAAGCUGGUCUACCAAGACAUCGGAGAGGAAAUGCUGCUCCACGCCUUCGAGGGCUACAACGUCUGCAUCUUCGCCUACGGCCAGACGGGCGCCGGCAAGUCCUACACCAUGAUGGGCAAGCAGGACGUGAAGGAUCAACAGGGGAUCAUGCCAUUGUUAUGUGAGGAUCUGUUUACAAAAAUCAACGACCACACAGACAACAGCAUGUCUUACUCUGUGGAGGUGAGCUACAUGGAGAUCUACUGUGAGCGCGUGCGCGACCUGCUCAACCCUAAAAACAAAGGCAACCUCCGAGUGCGAGAGCAUCCUCUGAUGGGACCCUACGUGGAGGACCUGUCCAAGCUGGCCGUCACCGACUACAACGACAUCCAGGACCUGAUGGACUCUGGCAACAAGGCCAGGACUGUGGCCGCGACCAACAUGAACGAGACCAGCAGUCGCUCCCACGCCGUCUUCAACAUCAUCUUCACUCAGAAACGCCACGAUGCCGACACUGACAACACCUUAGAGAAGGUCAGUAAGAUCAGUUUGGUGGAUUUGGCCGGCAGCGAAAGAGCCGAUUCCACCGGAGCCAAAGGAACCAGGCUGAAGGAAGGAGCUAACAUCAACAAAUCUCUAACCACGCUGGGAAAAGUCAUCUCCGCUUUAGCAGAUGUGGACUCGGGACCCAACAAGAACAAAAAGAAGAAGAAGGCAGAAAGUUUUAUUCCCUACAGAGACUCCGUCCUCACCUGGCUGCUCCGAGAGAAUCUGGGUGGGAACUCUCGCACCGCCAUGGUCGCCGCGCUGAGCCCGGCCGACAUCAACUAUGACGAGACGCUCAGCACGCUCAGGUACGCCGACCGCGCCAAGCAGAUCCGCUGCAACGCCGUCAUCAACGAGGAUCCCAACAACCGGCUGGUGCGCGAGCUGAAGGAGGAGGUGUCCCGUCUCAAGGAUCUCCUCUUCGCCCAGGGUCUGGGCGACAUCAUCGACACAUUCCCAGGCUCCGCCGCUGAGAUCCAGGAUUUGAAAUUGACCAACGCCAUGACGGGUAUGAGUCCCUCCCCGUCUCUGUCCGCCUUGUCCAGCCGGGCCGGAUCCAUCGCCAGCCUGCACGACCGCAUCAUGUUCAGCCCGGGCAGCGAGCAGGCCAUCGAGCGCCUUAAGGAAACGGAGAAGAUCAUUGCCGAGCUUAACGAGACGUGGGAGGAGAAACUUCGCCGCACAGAAGCCAUUCGAAUGGAACGGGAGGCCCUGCUGGCAGAAAUGGGCGUGGCCAUGCGAGAGGACGGCGGGACAGUGGGCGUCUUCUCCCCGAAGAAGACCCCUCAUCUGGUCAACCUCAACGAGGACCCCCUCAUGUCCGAGUGUCUGCUCUACUACAUCAAGGAUGGCAUCACAAGGGUGGGUCGUCUUGACGCCAGCAGCCGCCAGGACAUCGUCCUCAGUGGUCACUUCAUCAAGGACCAGCACUGCACCUUCACCAGCUGCACAGAUGUGCAGGGAGAGACCGUGGUCCUCCAGCCGUGUGAAGAAGCCCUGACCUAUGUCAACGGCAAGAGAGUGACCCAGCCCACAGUUCUCAGAUCAGGAAACCGCAUCAUCCUGGGGAAGAGCCACGUGUUCCGCUUCAACCACCCGGAGCAGGCCCGAGCCGAGAGGGAGAGGACCCCCUGUGCCGAGACCCCCGCAGAGCCCAUGGACUGGGCCUUUGCCCAGAGGGAGCUGCUGGACAAGCAGGGCAUUGACAUGAAGCAGGAGAUGGAACAAAGGCUGCAGGAGCUGGAGGAGCAAUACCGCAAAGAAAGAGAGGAGGCCAACAACCUGCUGGAGCAGCAAAGACUGGACUACGAGAGCAAGCUGGAGGCUCUUCAGAAGCAGGUGGAUCGUUAUUACCCAGAAGCCCCUGAGGAAGAGGAGGAGCCAGAAGAAGAAGUGGCGUGGAGCCACAAGGAGCGAGAGCUGGCGGUGUGGACCUUCCGCAGGUGGAGGUCUUACCAGUUCACCUCUCUGCGGGACCUGCUGUGGGGCAACGCCAUCUUCCUCAAGGAGGCCAACGCCAUCAGCGUGGAGCUGAAGAAGAAGGUCCAGUUCCAGUUUGUGCUGCUGACAGACACCCUCUACUCGCCUCUACCGCCUGACCUGCUGCCGGCCAGCAAAGACCUGGACCACACACACUUUCCUCAGACCAUGGUCGCCGUGGAGGUGCAGGACCAGAAGAACGCAGCCACUCACUACUGGACCUUGGAAAAACUAAGGCAGAGGCUGGAUCUCAUGAGGGAGAUGUACGACCGCGCUGCUGAAGUUCCUCCCACCACCACGUCAACAGACAACGGCGAGAGCGCCAUGACGGGCAGCGACCCUUUCUAUGACCGCUUCCCAUGGUUCCGUCUGGUCGGCAGAAACCCUCUUUUCAACACUUGCAUGAGCGAGCGCAUGAGCGAGCCCACCCCGUCCCCGACCCUCUCCAGCUCUGAAAUGACCGAGCCGGCGGAGGGUCGAGGGGAGGAGGAGGAGUUGGAGGACCUGGACGAUGAUAUCUUUUUGGACGACUCAUGCUUGGAGCUGGGGGGAGAGGAGGAGGAGGAUGAUGAUGAGGAUGAGGAGGAGCGAGAGCUCUGCCAAGGUUCCAGCGAAGGCCAGGAUCCCUUUUACGACCGCUCGCCGUUAUUCAGUGUAGUGGGAAGGUCCUUUGUCUACCUCAGCAACCUGCUCUACCCCGUGCCCCUGGUCCACCGCGUGGCCGUGGUCAGCGAGAAGGGAGACGUGAAGGGUUUCCUGCGAGUGGCGGUGCAGGCCAUAUCGGCCGACGAGGAGGCCCCGGACUACGGCUCCGGGGUGAGGCAGUCGGGCACAGCCAAGAUCUCCUUUGAGGACCAGCAGUAUGAGAAGUUCCAGUCAGAGUCCUGCUCGGCGGGCCUGUCCCGGAUCGGGACCUCCCAGGAGGAGCUUCGGAUCGUAGAAGGCGAGGGUCAAAGUGCCGAGAUGGGACCCUCAGCGGACGAAGUCAACAAUAACACAUGUGCGGCUGGUGGCGAAGAAGGCGAGCCCGGUCUGGACGACCAGACGGACACUCCGGAGCACCUCAGAGUGGGCAGCGUUUUCACCUUUAGGGUGACGGUGCUGCAAGCCUCCAGUAUCUCCGCAGAGUACGCCGACAUCUUCUGCCAGUUCAAUUUCAUUCACCGCCACGAUGAGGCCUUCUCCACGGAGCCCCUGAAGAACACAGGCCGGGGCCCCCCGCUGGGCUUCUACCACGUGCAGAAUAUCGCGGUGGAAGUGACCAAGUCCUUGGUGGAUUACAUCAAGACCCAGCCUCUGGUGUUUGAGGUGUUUGGACACUACCAGAAGCAGCCCUUUCUUCCCCUCUGUAAAGACAUCAUCAGUCCACUGCGGCCGUGCAGGAGACAGUUCCCACGCGUGAUGCCCCUGUCCCAACCAGUACCUGCCACCAAGCUGACAGCCGUGACCCGCCCACAAGCCGGGCCGUGCCACUGCAAAUACGACCUGAUGGUUUUAUUCGAGAUCUGCGAGCUGGAGGCCAACGGGGAUUACAUCCCGGCUGUGGUGGACCACAGAGGAGGGAUGCCUUGUCACGGCACCUUCCUGCUGCACCAGGGCCUCCAGAGGAGAAUCACUGUGACAAUAGUCCACGAGUCAGGGGGCGACAUUGAAUGGAGGGAUGUCCGAGAGCUUGUUGUGGGACGUCUCCGCAACACGCCUGAAUCUGACGAGACCCUGGUGGACCCUAAUAUUCUGUCCCUCAACAUCUUGUCUGCCGGCUACGUCAAGCCCUUGCAGGACGACAGACAGUUUCUUGAUUCCGACAUGCCUAGGACCUUCUAUCGCUUUGAGACGGCCUGGGACAGCUCCAUGCACAACUCCUUGCUCCUCAACCGGGUGACGCCGUGCGGGGAGAAGAUCUACAUGACACUGUCUGCCUACUUGGAGAUGGAGAGGUGCACUCAGCCGGCCGUCAUCACCAAAGACAUCUGCAUGCUCUUCUACUCUCGCGACACCAAGCUCUCUUCCUCUCGCUCCAUCCGCAACCUUUUUGGCACAGGAAGUCUGAGAGCGGCAGACGGGAACCGUGUCAGCGGCGUGUACGAGGUCAGCUUGUGCAACCUGGCCGACGCAGGAAGUCCAGGCAUGCAGAGACGACGCAGGCGGGUGCUGGACACCUCGGUGGCGUACGUGCGCGGGGAGGAGAACCUGGCCGGGUGGAGGCCUCGCAGCGACAGCCUGAUCCUGGAGCACCAGUGGGAGCUGGAGAAACUCAGCCUGCUUCAAGACGUGGAGAAGACCAAACAUUUCCUCCUGCUGAGAGAGAAGCUGGAGUCCACCCUGCUGGACGCUAACACAGAAGAACUUCUCAGCCACCAGCCGGAUGUGGCCGGCGCUUCGGAGCUCACCAGCGAGAGGCAGCGCCAGCUCGCCAUGAAGUGUCUGCGCCUGCUGUCUCACUCCUUCGACCGGGACCACCGCCACCUGUGUGUCAGCGCCAGUGAGAGCAAGAUAUCGCAGAUGUCCGUCACCACGCUCGGAGACUCCGCCUCCGUCUCCGCCCUCAACACCAUCACACCCUCCUCCACCUGCCCUUCCCUGGUGGAGGGUUGCUAUAGCAACGCUGAACUCAGACCUCCCGCUCUUCGCUCCCGUGCCGUCAGCCCGGGUCCCGACACGCAGCAGGACGCGGGUCCCGACACGCAGCAGGACGCAGACCCCAAGACGUGUGAAGAGAAACCUCGCAUCCGUAGAUUUGUCCCUGACAUCCAGGAGAUCCGAGUCAGCCCCAUCGUGUCCAAGAAAGGCUAUCUGCACUUCUUGGAUCCGCACACCAACAGCUGGGUGAAGCGCUACGUGGUGGUGCGCCGGCCCUACGUCUACAUUUACAACACGGAGCGUGACGGCGUGGAGCGCGCCAUCCUCAAUCUGUCCUCCGCUCAGGUGGAGUACAGUGAGGACCAGCAGGCCAUGCUGAAGACCCCCAACACCUUUGCUGUGUGCACGGAGCAUCGUGGGAUAUUACUUCAAGCUGGCAGUGACAAGGACAUGCAUGACUGGCUGUAUGCCUUCAACCCUCUCCUGGCAGGGACCAUCAGGUCAAAGUUGUCCAGAAGACGAGUGGGACAGAUGAGGAUGUGAGGACCAAGGGCAAAGGGGUCCGGGGGGGGGGUCAUGACAAAGACUUGACUUGUACAUAGAAAGCCCCUCCCCCGCGACCACGAAGGCCCACCCGGCGGCGAGGACGAGGCGUCCCUGUCAUACGUGUGGUGAUGUAGUUGUUGUCCUGGGGCAUGAUUCUCUUCUCUCGCUGCUCCACACCUCCUUUUUCUUUACCUGCCUCGCUUAUUUAUUCCCGCAUGGAUUUAUUUACAAAGACAUUUAUAUUUCUAAAGUACGGUGCAAUUUCUGCACACUGCACUUUGUAAGAAGCUCGUCGCUGUUUCCCUCCGUCACGUCGGCCACCCGCGGGAAACGUCCGCUUUUCAGUUUGGCCGAGUCAGCAGAAUAAUGUCAUGCAGUGCCUCUCUCUCUCUCUCUCUCUCUCUCUCUCUCUCUCUCUCUCUCUCUCUCUCUCUCUCUCUCUCUCUCUCUCUCUCUCUCUCGCUUCAGUUUGCCUCUGAUCAAGGGUGUUGUCAGUCUGUGACCUUCAUGCUGCGACCUUCAUCUUCUCUUCUGUCCAACAGCGAGCCAUGUCUGCUCCUGGCAUGGCACCCACCAAAUCCCCCCCCGCCCCCCCGUCCAAUUGACCAAGUUAGGGUACCAGUUUGGCGAUCACUCCAGCAGCACUGAGAGCAGACUCAGCCAAACUACCUCUCGGUCGUUUUUGCAAAAGAAAUUGACUAAAAAAAACAAAAACGCUCCAACAUGACGUUAAGUAAGGCUCCGGUACUCUGAAAAUGCGCUAGCUUGAUGCUAAUAUACAUUGUCUUUGCUAUUGACGUGCUAGCUAGCAGGCACAAGACAUUGAAACAACGUUGAGAAUUGGUUGAAUGAGGUCCUGACGUCGAGCGACUCGAACAUAACGUUGAAACAACAUGCUUUUUGACGACGCUAAAUCAAUGUCAGGUUGUGAUGUUGAUUUGACCAUUGACUUUUGGUCAUUUCCCAACCAAUAUUCUACAAAACAAAUACAACGUUGAAACAACAUGCUUUUUGACAACGUUUAAUCAAUCUUGGGUUCUCACGUUGAUUUGACCAUUGAAUUUUGGUCAUUUCCUAAACAAUAUUCUACAUCACAAAUACAACGUUGAAACAACAUGCUUUUUGACAACGUUUAUUAAAAUUUUGGUCAUUUCCUAAACAAUAUUCUACAACACAAAUACAACGUUGAAACAACAUACUUUAUGACAACGUUUAUUAAAAUUUUGGUCAUUUCCUGAACAAUAUUCUACAACACAAAUACAACGUUGAAACAACAUGCUUUUUGACAACGUUUAUUUUAAAUUUUGGUCAUUUCCCAACCAAUAUUCUACAUCACAAAUACAACGUUGAAACAACAUGCUUUUUGACGACGUUUAAUCAAUGUUGGGUUCUCACGUUGAUUUAACCAUUGAAUUUUGGUCAUUUCCUAAACAAUAUUCUACAUCACAAAUACAACGUUGAAACAACAUGCUUUUUGACAAUGUUUAUUAAAAUUUUGGUCAUUUCCUAAACAAUAUUCUAUAUCACAAAUACAACGUUGAAACAACAUGCUUUUUGACAACGUUUAUUUUGAAUUUUGGUCAUUUCCCAACCAAUAUUCUACAUCACAAAUACAACGUUGAAACAACAUGCUUUUUGACGACUUUUAAUCAAUGUUGGGUUCUGACGUUGAUUUGACCAUUGAAAUUUGGUCAUUUCCCAACCAAUAUUCUACAACAAAAAUACAACAUUGAAAUAACAUGCUUUUUGACGACGUUUAUUAAAAUUUUGGUCAUUUCCCAACCAAUAUUGUACAAAACAAAUACAACAUUGAAACAACAUGCUUUUUGACGACGUUUAAUCAAUGUUGGGUUCUCACGUUGAUUUAACCAUUGAAUUUUGGUCAUUUCCUAAACAAUAUUCUACAUCACAAACACAACGUUGAAACAACAUGCUUUUUGACAACGUUUAUUAAAAUUUUGGUCAUUUCCUAAACAAUAUUCUACAACACAAAUACAACGUUGAAACAACAUACUUUAUGACAACGGUUAUUAAAAUUUUGGUCAUUUCCUGAACAAUAUUCUACAACACAAAUACAACGUUGAAACAACAUGCUUUUUGACAACGUUUAUUUUAAAUUUUGGUCAUUUCCCAACCAAUAUUCUACAUCACAAAUACAACGUUGAAACAACAUGCUUUUUGACGACUUUUAAUCAAUGUUGGGUUCUGACGUUGAUUUGACAUUGAAUUUUGGUCAUUUCCCAACCAAUAUUCUACAACACAAAUACAACGUUGAAACAACAUGCUUUUUGACGACGUUUUAUCAAUGUUGGGUUUUGAUGUUGAUUUGACAUUGAAUUUUGGUCAUUUCCCAACACAAAUACAACGUUGAAACAACAUGCUUCUUGACGACGUUUAAUCAAUGUUGGGUUCUCACGUUGAUUUAAUCAUUGAAUUUUGGUCAUUUCCUAACCAACAGCGUGGAUCCAACGUUGGACAUCAACCAUGUCUCAAUUUACAAAUACAACUAUUUUGCAACGUUGUUUCGAAGUCAGUUUUAAAGGACGUGUACGUAUAAUCAACGUUGUAUACAAUGUCUCGUGCCUGCUGGGUACUGAUUAGCAUUAGCGAUUUUACAUGGCAAUUUCAACACCUCCCACAUUUGUGAACUACAACCAAGAUGCACGUUACAAUCAAACUGUUGUGUUAUAAAUGCGAUACUUGCAGUAUUAACACUUUUUAGGGCGCAACAAAAACCAUAAAAACACAGAAUAAACUAUAGACUACUGCCAUCUAACGUCCAGGACUGUAACUGCAACUUCAAAUGACAAUGCAAGCAGUCCUGCAGUGUGUUUACUUGUGUGUGAUAUCAUGUGCGAUACAAGCAGUCCUGCAGUGUGUUUACUUGUGUGUGAUACCAUGUGCGAUACAAGCAGUCCUGCAGUGUGUUUACUUGUGUGUGAUAUCAUGUGCGAUACAAGCAGUCCUGCAGACUGUUUACUUGGGUGUGAUAUCAUGCGCGAUACAAGCAGUCCUGCAGACUGUUUACUUGGGUGUGGUAUCAUGUGUGAUACAAGCAGUCCC